Messenger RNA from Haemonchus placei, 654 nucleotides. The record is from the annotation of a GenBank genome assembly. NCBI's taxonomy places the organism in Eukaryota, Metazoa, Nematoda, Chromadorea, Rhabditida, Trichostrongylidae.
AUGCGGGAAGAAGUAUUACUUCGCAAGCUGCUUGCUGAUGGUGAAGGGACAGGUGAAGAACGUCGGUUCCAGCUUCUGAACAGUUGUCUUCGAUUACUUCGGAAUCCCAAUACCGUGAGCAAAGCAGAAGCCAUCAAGGCAUUACGUCUGAUUGAUUCCCUCGAAUUGUCAAUGCGAAAACAACGCGAAAUCGCAGAAAUGAGUGAACGGCAGACAAAAGAAUACGAAGAGAUGGCAGAAAGAGUGGAUAGAGAGAUAGCAAUAAGUCGUGAAAAAAUGGCUCAGGCAAAGAAGGAGCUCACAGCAGCACGUCUUGUUCGUAAAAAUCGUAAGGAAUAUGCUUUGCUAGUUGGAAUGAUAGACGAUCUUCCGUCUCGUGCUGAAACGACCAGGAAGCUAGAAGAUAUGCAAGAAGAGCUUAGUCAGCAGCAAGAGCGACAGCAACAGUUAGAAGCUAGGUUAUCGGAACGUCGAAAUCAUCUUCACGCGCUCAAUAUAAUUCUCGCUAAUUUCCAGAAGUUGCUCGCAGAUGAGGAUAAUGAGCUAUCAUCCAAUGAAGCGGGAGCUGAGCCUGGAGAAAGAAAAGACGAUGAUAAGGAUGAAUCAAGAUCUCAAAGAGAAAAGUCCAGCGAUACGGUCGAUACGGGAGAGUGA